AUGGCUCUAAAGCGCAUCCACAAGGAGCUCCUCGACAUGAACCGAGACCCCCCACCCCAGUGCUCGGCAGGUCCGGUGGGGGACGACAUGUUCCACUGGCAAGCGACCAUCAUGGGGCCAAACGACAGCCCCUACCAGGGAGGGGUCUUCUUCCUCUCGAUCCAAUUUCCCACCGACUACCCAUUCAGACCGCCCAAGAUCGCCUUCACUACCAGAAUUUACCAUCCUAACAUUAACAGAAAUGGUAGUAUUUGUUUGGAUAUUCUGCGGUCUGAGUGGUCGCCAGCACUCACCAUCUCAAAAGUGCUGUUAUCCAUCUGCUCUAUGCUGUGCGACCCCAACCCAGACGAUCCUUUGGUUCCCGAAAUUGCGAAGAUCUACAAGAAGGACAGGAAGAAGUAUGACAGAAUAGCUCGGGAAUGGACUCAGAAAUAUGCGAUGUAACUUUAAAAUAAAAACUAAGGUCAUCGCCUUAAUAACACCUUAAUAAUAAAGAUGAGGAAAUAGCAGUUGAACUGGUUGGCUUUUGACUCUUUUCUACGAAGUGCCAUUGUCUCGCUUUUCUUUCUGAGCGUGUGCUCGCCUUUCAUAUCAGGGUUUGUGGGUGUGAGAUACAGAGACCAAUUUUAACCUAGUAUAGGGUUGCUGUGAGUCCGAAUCGACUGGACGGCAACGGGUUAGAGUUGGAAAACAAGUGAGAACAAAGAGGGGGUCGCGUAGGAGGAGGACAGUAGUUGCCCCGUCAGGUGUAUUUAUUUUUUUUUCAGUGUGGAGUCUUUUAGAACUAACAACAGUUAUGAAAACCUAGGUAAAUAUUACAAAGCUAGUUAAGUAUUUAUUUCAUUCUGAAGAACUUAUGUCUUCAAGGUUUUUUUUUUUCCUCUACUUUUUACCAAGAAGAUUAAAAUUAAUGCAUAUCUUCUAUUUUAAGUUUAAGGCUUAAGUGGCCAAAAAUGAAAUACAUUAGGAGUUGUAAGAAAAUAAACUGUGAUGUGUUUUGCUCCUGUUUUUUCUCUACU
Loxodonta africana (African savanna elephant) is the source of this 1019-nucleotide messenger RNA. Its product is annotated as ubiquitin-conjugating enzyme E2 D2-like. The coding region runs from base 1 to 444 and encodes 147 amino acids. Gene Ontology annotation, cellular component: nucleus. The transcript has a single exon. Gene Ontology annotation, molecular function: ubiquitin conjugating enzyme activity. NCBI's taxonomy places the organism in Eukaryota, Metazoa, Chordata, Mammalia, Proboscidea, Elephantidae. The record is from RefSeq and is a predicted model, not a curated record. Gene Ontology annotation, biological process: protein polyubiquitination.